Molecule: messenger RNA, 4450 nt
Organism: Paecilomyces variotii
Lineage: Eukaryota; Fungi; Ascomycota; Eurotiomycetes; Eurotiales; Thermoascaceae
Product: putative cullin binding protein CanA
Exons: 4
Coding region: 204-4217 (1337 amino acids)
Biological process (GO): protein ubiquitination; SCF complex assembly
Cellular component (GO): nucleus
Source: RefSeq, a predicted model, not a curated record
UCUCGGAACAGUUUAACCUUCCCCUCAUUCGAACAAGCUGCCCCACGUUGACGACUCACGACCAUUUCACGCGGCUGAUUUCAAGACUACUGCUGGACUCUGUUCUUUCUAUUUUUGUAUUCAGGCAUUUUAAAAGUCCGGGAGAGCUAUUCCCCCUGCUUCUGAGUCGAUCUUGCAUCCGUUCCACCAGCAUACAGGCAGCCAUGGUUGACCGACAAGCCACCCAGCAGAACCUCAACGGUCUGCUGGGAAAGCUCGAUGACCCUGAUCCAGAUAUCAGAUACAUGUCCUUGGAUGACCUGCUGGGGAUACUGAACAGUCCUAGCUCCGCAUAUCUUGCACAGGACCAGAGCUCUGCAGGCAGACUGGUGGACGGCCUUCUGAAAGCGCUGGAUGAUCAACAUGGAGAAGUCCAGAAUCAGGCUUUGAAAUGCCUCGGUCCCCUCGUCAGCCGCCUACCGUCUGAGAGUCUGAGUCCUCUCGUCGACAAACUGAGUUCCUUGACUGCAUCUCAGUCGAUCGAUACUUCGGUCCCGAACACAGCGUUGCGAGUUAUCAUCUCUGCCCUCCCACGGCCACAACCAGGUGUGCCUCCUAGUCAGGAGGCCAUUUCGGCCUUCUCAGCCAUCUCACGGGUGCUUAUCCCACGACUAACUGGCCCUACGCCAUCGACAUCGAGAAGGGGUUCGGUCACCAAGGGAAUGCUGGAAAAGGACCCAUCCAAGGGUUUUAGCAGUGAUGCGAUUGAUGUUGUCAUAGAGGUUAUCACCUGCUUCGGACCGUUGCUGAAAGAUACGGAGCUCGUUGCCCUGCAGAAGUCGAUCAUGUCAAUCAUCGAGAACGAUUCGGCUGGUACCGUCGUUACAAAACGUGCAUUGACGGCUAUCUCAGCGCUCCUACUUCACCUGUCAGAUGCGCAACUGAGUGCCCUGAUAUCGGAACUCAUCGAAAGCUUCCGCUCAUCGCAUCUGACCACCGUUCACCGUCGCCAUCUCAUUGCCACUAUAGGCGCCAUGGCGAGGGCUGCACCAGCCAAGUUCGGCCCUUAUCUUAUAACUCUGGCGCCGUUUGUUUUGUCCGCACUCAGUGAGCAAGAACUGGAAGAAAUGAAUGACGACGAUUCAGACAGCGGGGAGCACGAUCCUCAAGCAGACGAACUUCGGGAGACAGCCUUGGUGACACUGGAGGCCUUGCUGGAUGCCUGUAGCCAAGAGAUGCAGCCAUACCUCGCGGAUUCAAUCAACGCUGCGCUUAGGUAUCUCAAAUAUGAUCCGAAUGUGGCGGAGUUUGAAGAUGAUGAGGAAAUGGGGGGCACGAACGAAGGGAGUGAGGAUGGAGCCACGGAAGAACCCGACGACGGUGACGACGAGUUCGAUGACUUCGAAGAGGAGGGCGGUUACAGUGAUAUUGAUGAUAUGAGCUGGAAGGUUCGACGAUGUGCCGCGAAAGUGCUGUAUACGGUUGUGGCUUCGUACGGUGGCAAUCGUGUCCUGGAAGACGCAACGCUGUACCAACAGGUGGCUCCGGCAUUAAUCUCGAGAUUUGGAAAGGAAAGAGAAGAGAGUGUUAAGCUGGAAGUCGUGUCAACCGUCACUGCGCUCGUUCGGAAGACCGGUGAAGGUGCCAUGAUCAUAUCUUCCAAUGGUUUCCUCGACUCAGUGGGUGGCUCAAAGAACACGAGGAAGAGAAGGCGGCAGGAUAGCGAUGCCAGCAUGAUCGAUUUUGAACCAAGCAUGGGAACUUCUUCCGCCGUCAGCUCGCCGGUGAUGUUGCCGGCGACGCCAAAAUCCGGUCCACAGGCUGAUCUGGCGCGCCUCGUUCCCUCUAUCGUUCAAAGCCUGGUCAAGAUGUGGAGAAAGGCUUCGGCGCCUCUGAAGCAGGCCGCAAUCGUUCUGCUGAAAAACCUCGCCCUCGUACGCUACGGCGGUCUGGCCGAUUUCUUGCAGCGGAUCGAGGAUCCCAUCGCAGACGCCUUGAAAGCAUCGGCUCUUUCGAGCGGUGCUGUUGUCUCUUCUGGAGCCGCGAUCAGCGCCGGCAGCCUGCAAAUAGAGACGCUGAGUCUGAUUGCGGCAAUUGCGGAGACUCAUAUUUCAGAGGCACUGCUGCCGUUCCUGAUUGCUUUAAUCCCCGGCGUUGUGGGAUGCGUGAACGAUAAGAACUAUAAGGUAAGCAGCGAAGCCCUGGGUGCAAUUGAGCAGAUUGUCAAGGCACUCACGCCGCCCCGCGUAUCGCCCGAGGAACAAGACCUUGCACCGCAGCUGGAGAAGCUCUACGAUGUGAUCCUAGGUCGGAUUACUGAUACGACAGCAGACCUGGAGGUCCGCCAGAGAGCUAUCCACGUAUUUGGCGUUCUGCUUGCUCGCACAUCCGGAGACCAGGGGGCCAAAUUUGUCUCGCCUGUUCAACGCACGAAGGGCCUCGCCGUUCUCUUGGAUCGUCUGAAGAACGAGACGACCCGACUUGCAGCAGCCCGUGCAAUUGACGACGUGGCUGUCCUUGCUAGCAGUGAUCAAGAUGUCACAUCUGCCUGGGUCUGUGAAGCAACUAUGGAGUUGGCUGCCCAACUGCGGAAGUCGGACCGUAGUCUUCGAGGCUCCUGUUUGGAGGCUCUUCGGAGUCUGGCUAUGAACCCUCACACCAGGGUCCAUUAUGACCAGAAGACACUACAGGAUCUGGAGAACUUCCUUCUUCCGCUCCUCACUCCGGACGACUUCCAUCUUCUCACUCCUGCCCUCAUCAUCCUUUCUAGAAUUCUUCCCAAGAAUGGCGACCUCCUUGUUAACGACCGUCUUAUCUCUGCUCUCUGUUCUGUUGUGGUAGCGCCCCUGGUCGGCACUGUUCUGAAGGCACUGCUGUUCUUGGUGAGGGUCAUUGGAGAACAGGGAGCUGGUGCCGACCUGAUGAAACGGUUCUUGCGGGAUGUUGGCAUCAAUGGAGACCCGUCUGUCGUUGGCAGGGCUAUUGGAACCCUGCUGGUGUUCGGUGGUCCCAAGUUGGAUGUAAAGAUGGAAGACUUCCUGACGGAAUUGCGUACUGCCCAGGACGACCGCCGCAAGUGUCUCGCUCUGGCCAUAUUGGGCGAGGUUGGUCUUCGGAUGGGGACUGAUUCCCCGCUCAAGCCUGAUCUCUUCAUCUCCAACUUCUCAUCCAAAUCAGAUAAGGUUCGUUUGGCUGCUGCCGCGGCACUCGGAAAUGCCGCAGCCAGCAAUGUCAAAAUAUACAUGCCUGUUAUACUUGAAGGGUUGGAUAAGUCCAGCUCUUCGAACUAUCUGCUCCUUCACUCGGUCAAGGAGCUUCUUCAGCACCCCGAGGCCGUGCGGCAAGAUCUUGCACCAUUUGCUGUCAAGCUCUGGGAGAUUCUCCUUAUUGUGUCCGAAGACGAAGACAACCGAGCUGUAGGCGCGGAGUGUAUUGGGCGUCUAGCCCUGAUUGAUCCCGUUGCUUAUAUUCCACACCUCCAGGACCAUCUAACCAACUCUAACCCAACUAUUCGCGGCACCGUGAUAUCAGCAUUCCGUUACACGCUUUCUGACUCGAGCAGAGCAUACAACGAUGUCCUUCGACCGUUGAUCGUCCCUCUGCUCGUGACCAUGCUCAGCGAUCGCGACCUGGGAAACCACCGUCUUGCCUUGACGACGUUGAACUCUGCCAUACAUAACAAGAUGAACAUCAUUCUUCCCCAUCUCAACGAGUUGUUACCAGCCGUCAUUGGCGACACCCAUAUCAAACCUGAGCUGAUGCGCGAGGUACAAAUGGGCCCGUUCAAACACAAGGUUGAUGACGGUCUUGAGCUGCGAAAGAGCGCCUACGAAACUCUUUACGCCUGUCUGGAUACCGCUUUCUCCCGCAUCAAUGUCUCCGAAUUCUUCGACCGCAUCCUGGCCGGUAUCGACGACGAACAAGACAUCCGCACAAUCUGCAACCUCAUGACCGCGAAACUGAUCCACCUGGCUCCGGAAGAAACCCAGCGCCAACUCGACGCCCUCUCAGAUCGCUACCGAGCCGUCCUCUCUUUCAAGCCCAAGGAGAACGCAGUGAAGCAGGAGCUCGAAAAGGCACAGGAAGCUUCUCUCGGCGUCCUCAAGAUCAGUCGAGAUCUCGACAAAGCCUUCCCGAUAGCGGAGUCGUCUCCUGAACAUCACAAGUGGAAGUCAUACAUGGAAUGGAUCCGGAAGACGUUCGCUCAACAGCUCCGAAACCUGGAUGCUGAGGCCUAAAAGAAAGCUCUGGUGGGGAAUGGGGGAAGAAAGAAAAAGUAUCACAAAAGAUCACUUGUUAUUCUAGCUCUUAGCUGGAAAACAACGGUGGGGAGUGGACGUGGAAUUUAUCUUCUGCAAAUGUAUGUACAUACAUAAAGACAUGAUUUUGCUAGUUCCAUUUCCACCGGGAGACGUUAUGACCUAUAGCCAUUUGCUACCUAGUCAAUAAAACUUCAUGAUGUAAUGAUCAU